AUGCGAGCGCUGCUUACAGUCCCAUUACUCCUUGCAACUCACGCUGUAGCCCGCAAGUCUCUGUCCAUUGGACCCCAACUUCCUCAUGCGUAUUACUCCGCUGAGCCCACCUCAUACACCUAUGCCAUAGCUGUCGAAUCUUCCGACCCGUUCAGUGUUGCGAGCGCGUUCCUGCGCGAUUUACUCAGCUCCAAUGUCUCAUAUGUCAUUCGCGAGGACUCAUACACGGACACCAUCAGCGGCAUUUCUCACAUAUACGCCCGCCAGCUCGUCAGCGGGCUUGAUGUCGCCAAUGCCCAUAUCAACCUGAACAUUCGUAAUGGUGUCGUUCUAUCCUAUGGCAACUCCUUCUACACCGGUCCCCAGAUGCCCCCAGUCGACAGCGCUUCCUCCACAAUCAACCCUUAUCUAACUUUCUGCGAAGGUCUUCGGGCACGGUUGAAUGGGCUACUCGAUGUUCAAACUCCUCGCGUGGGGUAUCAAGUCCUCCUCAGUCAUCAGCCAGACAAAGCGGUUCAUGUAAUGCACAUGCGCAUGGAGACGUACUGCGCUCACGCCCACAUCGCAUCCGACAUCGCACUCGCAGGUCUGGAACCCAGCGCGGAGACCGCACUCUUAUAUUUCGUUAUAGUAGCUACUGCCGACCCAUUCGUGUCGGAAUCCAUUCUAAAGGAUCCGCAGCAGCACCUGGGAGCACUUCAAGUUAACGCUCUCCAGGACGCGGGAUCUUACAGCAUUUCAGGUGUACCCGGUGCCAUGGGUGAUGUAAUAACUCGCCUUGUGUACGUUCAAGUACCAGAUGACACUGGAAACACGAUCCUCGCGCUCGCUCACCGUUUCCGAGUCAAUUUCUUGUCUAACUCGUACGAGGCGUACGUAUCCAUCAGCUCACCCCACCGCAUCCUCUCUGUUGUCGACUACACUUUCGAUGGCGAUCCGGAUACGGAUAUUGUCAGCUAUUCCGGCACUAAACCUGCGCCAUCUACAACUAGAACAUCCAUAGAACAGCGUCGCAAGACAUUUGAGCCUGGUUGUUAUCCUACUCCCGACGUCACCCUGCCUGAUUUGAUUCCCUCUACCUACAGAGUCUUCCAGUGGGGGUACAACGAUCCGUCGGAGGCGUUGAGCAAAUCUGGCAUUCCACCCGGCGACCCUUCCUCCCUGCCGUAUGACGAGGCACGUUCGUUCCAACAGGAGAAUGUUGACUCUGUGGCCGCUCGUGCAGGAUGGCAUACCCUUCCCAAUUGUAGGGUUCCUGAUUCACCUGAUGGCUGUGACGACUUAGCCGGCUUUUGGCACACCACUGACACUACCUUCGGCAACAACGUUUUUGUACAGGAGGAUUGGAAAGGGUAUGGCAGAUGGACGGACAACAAGCGACCUAUUGCUAGCGUCUCUGAUAAUGGUCAAAUCUUCGACUUUCCAUAUAACCCCACUGGAUACGAAGAUGAAGAUGAAGCAGAGAAACUUAAGAAUGCACAUUCAUACGGUUUCGAUGAAGUUUCAGGCAAUUUCCAACAAUGGAAUUUCGGUCGAUGUGGUGAAGAAGAUGAUGCUGUCAUCUUGAAUAUCCAGAAAGGCAAUGGCUUUAACCGGGGCUCCAUGAGUGUCCCAGGGGAUGGGGAAGCCGCGAUAUGCGACCUAUACUUAUUUGAUCAUUCCAACCCGUAUCGUGAUACCGCGAUGACAGCUGACGUUACUAUCCACGAGCUAACGCAUGGGCUAACAACGCGUCUUGUUGGAGGACCCUCUACAUCUAGUUGUUUGGGCCAGGGCGAGGCUAAAGGCAUGAGUGAAGGCUGGAGUGACUACGUCACAACCAUGGUUCGCGCCACCGAUCCACACGCUGAAUAUGCGAUGGGCGAAUGGAUUUCCAAUAAAGAGGGAGGCGCAAGGAGGUAUCCCUUUACUACUGAUCGAAAGAAAAACCCCACGACCUAUGAGACUGUCACGGAGUACUUUAAGAGUUCAAAGGACGUCUACCAUGACGUCGGCACCAUUUGGGGCAACAUGCUUUGGGCAGCCACUAUUUAUCUAUCGGAAAAGCGCGGAUUCUCUUCAUCAUUAUUCCCGCCUUCACCUCUUCCGGAUGGAUCGCUCCCUUCAAGUGCAUUUGAAGGAUCCGACAGCUUUUAUCUUCCUCGCACGGUAGAUCCAGCCACGGGCUUGUUUAGUCCACCUGUUCCCCGCCGUGGCAACACACUCAUGCUGCAGCUGGUGAUCAACGCAUUAAAACUUAUGCCAUGCUCGCCCAAACUGGACUUUAAGAAUGGACGUGAUACCAUCAUUGAGGCAGAUCAGCAUCUCACUAAUGGCGCCAAUGAGUGCGAGCUGUGGGCCGCGUUUGCAGAGCGUGGGCUCGGCGUCGAUGCAAGGGUCAUGCCUGCAGGGCUACUGGCUAACGAUGCUCAAAGAUCGAAUGGCUUUGAGGUUCCGGAGAAGUGCAAGGACAUCACCAAGAAGUUGGCGUAG
This is a messenger RNA of Coniophora puteana RWD-64-598 SS2, 2472 nucleotides long. RefSeq lists its product as uncharacterized. Bases 1 to 2472 code for a protein of 823 amino acids. The record is from RefSeq and is a predicted model, not a curated record. NCBI's taxonomy places the organism in Eukaryota, Fungi, Basidiomycota, Agaricomycetes, Boletales, Coniophoraceae. Gene Ontology annotation, molecular function: zinc ion binding; metalloendopeptidase activity. The transcript is spliced from 8 exons.